AUGACAUAUCAAAUCUACAUCUUCUGACUAAAACCUACAAUAUAAACAUUUUAGUCUUACUUCUACUAAUAAAUAUUACAGCUAUACAUAAAUCAUAUACGUUUAAAUACAUAAAUCUUUGUACUCGUCCUUAUCCAGCGUUCCAAUUCGGACGCGAACUCCAACUCGGACAUCUAGUGCCGCUUCCAUGCCUGUUUCUCAAUGAUAGAGGUAGCCAAAAAAGUGAAACUCGACAACAAAAACCGAUAGUUGGGAGUCACACAGGAAGAGCGAGGAAGAAGGACAGCAGACAAGAAUGUGGAUUCUCUUGCGACUCUCCGCGCCUGCAACUCUAAAGCCAACUACCACACUGUGUUGUCAUGCCUCCUCUUCUUUGAGUAAGAGGAAAGAGCGGCUUCUUCGCUCCAUUGAAGUCACAGGAGGUGACCCAUUAGCUGUGCGUCGCCUUCUCUGCAAAUUCUCUGGGUCCUCUUCCAAGGCUUUGCAGCUUGAAGCUUUUCACCAUCUCCUCUCUUCUCACCAAUGGGCCGUUGCUCUUCCUAUGUACAAGAUAAUCAGUGAAGCCCCUUGGUAUAAAUGGAAUGGGAAAUUGAUAGCCAGCCUGAUUGGUUUGCUUGAGAAAUACGAACAAAGAGAAGAAGCAUUAUCCCUACUUGGCUCAGAAACUAUAAAAAAAUUAGGCCCAAGGGACCUGGCUACUUUUUACUGCAAUCUAAUUGAUUCUUACUCUGAACAUGGACUGAAAAAUCAGGUUCUUGAAACAUAUUCAAGCUUGAAGAAACUCCCAUAUAGGUCAGGUGAUGCGCUUGCUUAUAAGUCUAUAAUUAAUGGCUUCUCUCUGAUGAAUCUUCCCCACCAUGCAAAUGAAAUGCUUGACGAGAUGAUGGCUUCAGGUUUCAAAGCUUCGCCAUUUGAGUUUAGGUCUCUGAUACUUGCAUAUGGUAGAUGUGGGUUUUUCCCUGAAAUGGAGAAAACUCUUGAAUUGAUGGAGAAUCUGGGUUAUUCUAUCGAUACAGUUACAGCAAAUACUAUUCUUUCCUCAUAUGGGUCUUUUAUGGAGUAUUCCAAAAUGGUUUCUUGGCUUAAGAAAAUGGCUUCUCUUAAUGUAGAUUUCUCAAUUAGGACAUACAAUUCUGUUGUGAAUUCUUGCCCUACUAUUCUUUCUAUUGUGCAGCAGCCUCAAACUGUUCCUUUGUCAAUUAAUGAACUCUUGGAGCUCCUAAAUUUGUCCACACCAAAAGAGCUAUUUGUUAUUCAGGAGUUUCUAAGCUCAGUGAUACAAUUAGGGUCAGUGAAUUGGGCUUCUGAGGAAUGGAGAUUGGAUUUGCACGGGAUGCACACUGGUGCUGCAUAUGUGAUCCUUCUGCAAUGGUUUGAAGAAAUGAAAGAGAGGCUUUACGACGGGACAGUUAUUCCUUUAGAAGUUUCAGUUGUUACUGGAACUGGAAAACACAGCUCUGUUAGAGGGGAAUCGACUGUUAAGAAGUUGGUUUCAGAGAUGAUGUUUCAGAUGGGUUCUCCUCUCAAAGUGGACAGACUUAAUGUUGGAAGGUUUGUUGCUCGAGGAAAAGCGGUGAAAACCUGGUUAAGCUGAUCCUUGUUUGAAGUAAAUGUAUCAAGCAUUUUACCUAGUGGUGGUCCAAGUAGAUCACAGCUUUCUAACAGGCAAGGCAAGCAUUGAAGGGUUUGAAGAGGGUCGUAAAGUUGCAGGCAGUGGUCCGGGGAAUGUGUGUGAGGAGGCAGGCUCGGAUAGCUAUGCACUGCAUGAACACUCUCGUCCGUCUCCAGGUUCGGGUCCGAGCCCGGCAACUGCUUACUACCACUCCACAAUACCCUUAACCAGAUUAACAAUUGUCUACCUCUGUUUCCUUCAACCUUAUGCUACUUCAGGAGUAGCCUUUGUUGUAAUCCUUUUUCCUUUGUUCCUUUUUUUUCUUUUGUUGCAGACCUCCAUUUGGUUAAUGUAUUUUCAUUUGGAUUGAUAGCUCAAGUUAUUCCCUAUGAUACUCAGAUACGGAAACUUUAUUGGUGAAAUUUUUAAACAAUGAGUGAGACUAGAAAA
Molecule: messenger RNA, 2062 nt
Organism: Amborella trichopoda
Lineage: Eukaryota; Viridiplantae; Streptophyta; Magnoliopsida; Amborellales; Amborellaceae
Product: pentatricopeptide (PPR) repeat-containing protein
Molecular function (GO): protein binding
Source: RefSeq, a predicted model, not a curated record